Messenger RNA from Enterobius vermicularis (human pinworm), 1140 nucleotides. The record is from the annotation of a GenBank genome assembly. NCBI's taxonomy places the organism in Eukaryota, Metazoa, Nematoda, Chromadorea, Rhabditida, Oxyuridae.
AUGACCAUCCAAUACAAGCAUAAAAUAAAUACUGCAUCGCCUUUAAAUUUUUUCCGGUUGAUCUUCAGGUGGCAUGGAGGAGUCUGUAGGGCUACACUACAGGAGUUAAUUAGUUGGCUAGUGCUCUAUGAGAUCAUUGCACUUAUAUACCACUUUGUGCUGAACAACAACCAGCAAAGAUUUUUCUCUAAAGUAGCAGUAGCAGUUAACAAACGAAUGAAUUAUGUUCCUCUGGAAUUCAUCCUUGGUUUUUUUGUCAAUGCUGUUGUCAAGCGAUGGAGCGAUUGCGUUCAUAAUAUGGGAUAUCUAGACGAUCAGGCAAUCUACGUGGCACAGUGUAUCGAGGGCGAUGAAGAAAGGCCGAGAAUGAUACGACGAACGAUAGUUCGUUACCUAUGCUUGACUCAGGUGCUCGUAUACCGAGAUAUUUGUGAGAGCGUUCGGAAAAGAUUUCCGACAUAUGGGACUAUCAUAAGAGCAGGUUAUUUGCUCAAUGAAGAGAAAGAAAAGUUAGAGGAUAUGGAUCAGCUAAAAAAAUUUACAGCUGGGGACGAUGACGGUAAAUACUGGAUGCCAGUCAACUGGGCAUUUCAAUUAGUAAUAGAAGCCAGGCGUAGCGGUUAUAUUAAAACCGAUAUUUGGUGUUGCAAACUUUUAGAAGAAAUGCGCAAAUUUCAAGCAAGUAUGCAGAAACUGUGCAAUUACGACUGGGUCCAAAUACCAUUAGCGUAUCCUCAGCAACAUAUACCGGUACCAUUAAUAACCCUGAUGCAGUUCAUAUUCUACCUUGGUUGGAUGAAAGUUGCUGCAGCCUUAAUGAAUCCGUUUGGUGAAGACAUAGAUGACCUGGAAGUCAACUUUUUGAUUGAUAAAAAUUUCGCAACUUCUACCUGUAUCGUUGAUGACGCCUUCGGUGACUUACCGGAACUACAACAUGACCUGUUCUGGUCUCGUCCAGUAGAGCCUAUAUACUCGACUGACUCAAUUUACCUGCCGUACAAUCGUUUAGUUGGGUCGGCAAUAGCAUCACAAAGAAGAAGUAAAACAGAAGUAACUGAACCUCGAAUGGCAAUCGUUCAAAGAGAUUCCAGAUACUGGGAACACCCAACUAUAUCUCCAGUCAAAGAAAUACGAUUUUAA